GGAUCGGCAUUGUCAAUUUUUCCAGCUCGAAUUUUAAUAAUUAAUUUCAGUAUUUCACAGUUAUUUACUAUGGAAGGUUAUUUCUAAUUCACAAAUAAUAUAACUAUGUUUAAUUCCAUUUUGUUACCAUCGUCAACUCGUACCUACCUACCUAUGAACGUCUUGGCGUUUGUGAAAUGCUUGAAUUUUUAAGGGAGGUUAGGUCGUGGUUUAUUUGGUCAUGGACAUAUUUAUGGGCUCUUUGGGGUCUUCCUGUGGUGUUCUCGUUGUAUAUAUUAAGAGUUCCUCUUAAACUAGGAGAACACGUUGCUAUGGCUACUAUGUUUUUGAGCACUCUGACGCCAAAAUUCUACGUAGCGCUCACAGGAACUUCGUCACUAAUAUCUGGUCUUAUUUUGAUUUUCGAAUGGUGGUACUUCCGCAAGUAUGGAGCAUCCUUCAUAGAGCAAGUUUCACUCAACCACAUCAGCCCAUGGAUUGGGGGCGGCGAUCAGAACGGAGAUUCAAAUUCUUCAAAUUCAAAUUGCAACUCUACUUCAAUGUCCUCUCAACAGAGUGUUCCAGAGUGUAAGGUGUGGAGAAACCCAUUAAACCUGUUUAGGGGUUCAGAAUAUCAGAGAUUCUUUUGGGCUACCAAUAAAGAGCCUUUGACAUAUUACGAUAUGAAUCUUUCUGCGCAAGAUCAUCAGACUUUCUUCACUUGUGAGUGUGACGCUGGAAAGGCUGAAUACGAGAUAAUGCAGUUAGCAUGGCGUGAACGCAACCCCGUGGCCCGCGUGAAAGCUGCAAGGGAGGCCUUGGAGAAAAAUCCUGAUUGUGCUCCGGCUUACAUUCUUCUGGCAGAAGAAGAAGCAACCACCAUCAUGGAGGCUGAGAAACUGCUUAAACAGGCUCUUAAGGCAGCAGAGCUCAACUACAGACAUUCGCAACAAAAUCAGCACCAAGGGGCAAACUUGGAAGUGGUACAUCGGCGCGACACCAACGUCCUAAUCUACAUUAGAAGGCGUCUGGCCAUGUGUGCCCGUAAGCUGGGGAAACUCAAAGAGGCUGUGAAAAUGUUUAGAGAUCUAACAAAAGAGGUGCCACCAAUUAUGAAUGUGCUCAAUAUCCAUGAGAAUCUCAUAGAAGCCCUUUUGGAGAUGCAAGCGUAUGCGGACGUCCAAGCAGUUCUGGCCAAAUACGAUGAUAUCAGUCUGCCUAAGUCUGCUACCAUCUGCUACACAGCUGCGUUGCUCAAGGCACGAGCCGUGGCAGACAAAUUUUCACCAGACAUUGCUAGCAAAAGGGGGCUGACAACUGCUGAAAUGACGGCAGUGGAAGCGAUUCACCGAGCUGUUGAGUUCAACCCACACGUACCAAAGUACCUGCUAGAGAUGAAGCCUCUCAUACUGCCAUCAGAACAUGUUUUAAAGAGAGGCGACUCGGAAGCUAUUGCAUACGCGUUCUUCCAUCUGCAGCACUGGAAGAAUGUGGAGGGGGCGUUGAACCUGCUACACUGUACGUGGGAAGGGACGUUCCGUAUGCUGCCAUAUCCUCUGGAGCGAGGACAUCUUUUCUACCCAUACCCCACCUGCACCGAGUGCGCAGAUAGAGAACUGUUACCUGCAUUCCACGAAGUGAGUGUUUACCCCAAGAAAGAGCUACCGUUUUUCAUACUGUUCACAGCUGGCCUGUGUUCGUUUACUGCUCUGCUAGCUCUUCUCACCCACCAAUACCCGGAACCGAUGGGCAUCGUCGCUAAAUCUGUCCUUUCAUGGCUGUCCUUGCCAUUUCACUACCUGCUGGAGAAAAUUGAAGCAAUGCUUCCGUCAAAUCUUCUACAGCAGCUGUCACGAAUUUGAUUUUUAGGUACGAGCCUGCUGAUGGACUAAGGCUACCGAGUUCACCGAAAUUGUUUUAUUUAAUUAGUUCCUAAUCGUUUGAAUGUACGAUUUGACAAUGUUAAGUAUUUAUUAGCUAAGUUAUUUCGGAAAAAGAAAAAUGUUUUAAUUUUUCAAGUGUGUCUCAUUGAUUAUUUGUGGUAGUUAUUAUGUUUUAACGUUAUGUUCAUUUACUCUGUUACAAUCUGUACAAUAAGGUACUAAAAGUAAGAUAUUAGUUAAUUAUUAAGAGAACCAAUAAAACUCUUGUUUAUUA
Molecule: messenger RNA, 2136 nt
Organism: Macrosteles quadrilineatus (aster leafhopper)
Lineage: Eukaryota; Metazoa; Arthropoda; Insecta; Hemiptera; Cicadellidae
Product: protein ST7 homolog
Exons: 12
Coding region: 177-1841 (554 amino acids)
Molecular function (GO): protein binding
Source: RefSeq, a predicted model, not a curated record